Trichomycterus rosablanca is the source of this 4014-nucleotide messenger RNA. It is a transcript of the gene tes, whose product is annotated as testis derived transcript (3 LIM domains). The transcript has 7 exons. Gene Ontology annotation, molecular function: zinc ion binding. The record is from RefSeq and is a predicted model, not a curated record. NCBI's taxonomy places the organism in Eukaryota, Metazoa, Chordata, Actinopteri, Siluriformes, Trichomycteridae. Bases 88 to 2025 code for a protein of 645 amino acids.
AAGUGAGCGAUUUGUCCCGUUUCAGACCGACAGCGUUAAAACCUUCAUCUUUCCUCUAGGAUUAUUUAACAGACCGGUUUAGACAGCAUGGAAAUCGAAAAAGAAGUGAAAAAGAUGACCCUGGGCCAUGAAAUAGGAGCUGGUGCAGCUUGUCUUAAAUGCAAGGACAAGUGUGAGGGCUUUGAGCUUCACUUCUGGAGAAAAAUCUGUCGCAACUGCAAGUGUGGCAUCGAGGAUCAUGACGUGCUGCUGGAAUCGGAAGAAAACCAGAAGGUGGGCCGACUCUUUGAAGAUACUAAGUACACCGGCCUCAUCGCCAAGCUGAAGAAGGAUGGACUGCCCAUGUACCGAGGCAACCAGAUGACCGUUACCAUAAGUACACCUGCACUAGGCUCUGCGGUAUACAUCCCAUCAUCUGGCACUGCGGCCCCAUGGAGCCCUGGUGCUCAAUCUGCUUCUAGCCAUGGUGCCCCCUUUUCCCCAGGCUAUGGCGCUGGAUCAGCCUCAAGCCAUGGUGCUCUGUCCACCUCAAGCCAUGGAACCCCAUCCUCCACCAGCCAUGGUGCCCCAUACUCGACCAGCCAUGGAAUUCCAUCCUCCACAAGCUAUGGCACACCAUCCUCCGGCCAUGGCACACCAUCCUCCACCAGCCAUGGAACCCCAUCCACUACAAGCUAUGGUGCCCCUUCUGCUGGUAGCCACAGUGUCCCAUCUCCAGGAAGCCACGGAAAGCCCUCCGUCGGUGGCCAUGACACUUCUUCUGUUCCCAGCUAUGCUUCCUCUGGCACUAGAAAUGGUGCUCCUUCUGCUCCAACCCAUGGUGCUUCUUAUGGAGUACCUUCAUCUGCAAACUAUGGUGCCCCCUCUGGUCCCAACUAUGGCGCCUCCGCUGGCACGAGUCAUGGAGCCCCAUCAGCAGCAGGCCACGGUGCUCCCUCUGAUCACAACCAUGGCCUCCCCAUUGGUGCUCACAUUGCUAAUACUGGCACCCCUGGUGCUUUGGCAGCCAAAAAGGAUGUGGUUAAAGCUGUCACGUAUGAGUGGGCACCCCCAGGAAUUGACCAGAGUUUGGCUCUGCGCUACAUGGAGCUGCUCCCACCAGAGCGACGUCCCAUAGCGGGCACGCAAGGGGCAGAUUACCGCAAGAAGCAAAUGGCCAAGCAGCUGCCUGAGCAUGACCAGGACCCUGCGCGAUGCCAUGAGCUCUCUCCUGCAGAGGUCAAACAAAUGCAGCAGUACGUUCGCAAGUACAAGGACGAGGCUCUUGGUAUAGGUGACCUGGCUCUCCCAGGCGAGCUGGCUGCUCACACAGGACCUCAGAUCUCAGGCACUGAAGCCAAGUCUGCACCUGGAACAGGACCAGCACCAGGAGAAAAGGGCAUCGCUUCUAUCGGCAAGGCUGGGACACCGGGGGUGCCAGGAGCUGUGGGCAGCAGUGGUCCUGCUGGUAACUAUGCAUGCUAUCAGUGCCAGCGGGCCAUGAAGACCGGUGACCCGGCCGUGUAUGCGGAACGAGCCGGCUACGACAAGCUGUGGCACCCGGCCUGCUUCGUCUGCUGCACCUGCAACGAGCUGCUGGUGGACAUGAUCUACUUCUGGAAGAAGGGCAAGCUGUACUGCGGUCGUCAUUACGGAGACAGCGAGAAGCCUCGCUGCGGAGGGUGUGAUGAGCUGAUAUUCAGUAACGAGUACACUCAGGCCGAGGGGCAAAACUGGCACCUCAAGCACUUCUGCUGUUUUGACUGUGACUGCGUCCUGGCUGGAGAGACCUAUGUCAUGGAGAACGACAAGCCUGUCUGCAAGCCCUGCUACAUGAAGAUUCAUGCUGUGCUGUGUUCGGCCUGUCGGAAGCCGAUCGAGCCCGAGGCGCAGCGUCUAUCCUACGGUGAACACCACUGGCACGCCGAGCCCGAAUGCUUCCGGUGUGGCGGCUGCACCAAGUGCCUUGUGGGUCAGCGCUUCAUGGUCCUGCAGGGGAAACCAAUCUGCUCCGUCGAAUGUAAAAAGAAAGUCAUGGCUGCUUAAAGAAGAAUAAGACUCCUGCACAGCUUUGAUCAAGACCGAGUCCUCGCCGAUGUUAGAGGCACCAUCACUGCUGAUAGAUAAAACAUCCUAAAUCCAAUGAUUCAAUCCAACACUGCCAUAUUUCCUUUCUUUAUUUCAUAAUCCAACCUUUGUUUACUGCAUCUGUAGCAUAUGUUUGAUUACCUUUUUCCAGGUACUCCCUUAAACAUGCCAAAGGUGGAUUGAGUGUGUGAUGCACUGUGUUGGACUAGUGCUGGACUCAACGUUACCCUGACCAGGAUGAAAUAGUAAAAAUGAAUAGAUCAUGUACGGUAUCAUGGUAAUGCAUCAGGUAGUAUUGGUACUGCCCAGCUUUAGGUAUCUGGGUUCAAUCCUCACCUUUGAUGUGUCUGUGUGGGUUCCCCCCAGUAACUCUGGAUUCCUCCCACCUUCAAAACAUGGCAAUUGGUGGAUUGGCAUAACCAAAUUGCCCCACAUAUGCAUGCCUGAAUAAAUAGCAGUUAGAUGGUCUCCCACCCUCCUGUCUUUUAUCAGCCAAUGGCAGUUAAAGCUGUUGGUUCCUGGUUGUGAUGGUUCUUUUUUCAAUUUGGCACAUUCUUCUUGUGUCUGCAUAGGUUCAUUUCAGGUACUCUGGUUUCCUUCCAACUCCCAAAAGCAUGCAGAAGGGAGCAUUAGGAAGUAUUAGGGAGUAUUGGCUGCUUUUAAUUACCCCGAUGUGUAAGUGAAAACAUUCAGCUAUGAUUGUGGUUUGCCCUGACGGGGAUUAAAAUUAAAUUGGAGUGUCUGGGAGGCAGAGCGGUCUAACAUGCUGGUUCGGACCUCAGUAGAGCCACCGACCUGGCCGGGUGUCCAAUAGACACUAUUGGCCAUGUCUGUGGGCCAAAAGACCCUGCCAUGAGCUUGUUUGGACAUUUCAAGAAAUAGUUGCAUUAAAAUAGUUACAUCUAUGUGAUCCUUUAGGUAUAACAAAAGCCAAUAUUCUGAGAAGGCUUCUCACAAAGACUUAAAAGUAUGUCUGUGGGAACUUGUGCCUAUUUAGUCAAAAGUGUAUUUGUAUGGCUGGGCACUUGUGUUGGUCAGGAAAGUCUUAAUUAAUGUUCCAUAUUCUGAAGCUGGAUAAAUCAGCAAAUACACUGGUUGUGCUUUACCAUGAAUUCUGAUUGCUGAUAAUGUUAUGACAUUAUAUCUGAUCUAGAUAAACUCUUGAUAAGGAAUUCAUUUAUAAAUCAUUUAAAUUGACACUUAGUCAAGGUGCGUUCGGGUGGCGCAGCAGUAAAAUACGCUAGCUCACCAAUGCUGAGAUACAGGGUUUGAAUAUCAGAGGUGCUAAUGGCCAGCCGGGCAUCUACACAGACAAGAUUGGCUGUGUCCUGUAUCGCAGGUUCUGGAUUGGUGCUCUGCCCAGUUGCCCGCUGUGUUACAGACCUAAAUCAUGCGGUUAUCCAUCAAGGUGUCUAUGGUAAUCAUCCAUAAAUUACAGAUGUGGUAGAUAAAGGGUUGGAAAUAUUUGUUUACCUCUUGAACCCAUAUCACUGGGCCACUGGGGGCGUGUCCACACCGUGCCUGACCAGAGUCUUUUUCAGUAUUCUUAAAUUUUUCUAAUAGAACAACACAAUAUUGACCUGUGCGCCUUAAAUAAGUUUGUCUGAACUCACUUUUCAUACAAGUUCUUUAAACGUGUGCUUUUGCAUACUGAGGCCUGAAGAUCAGUCAGCAAUACAGUGAAUGUAAAUCAGUGGAGCCAGGCAGAAUCUCAGCAGUAACGGACCAUGGUUCAGUACACAGUACAUACCGCCACUGUGCUACUGAGUCCAAAGUGUUUAAUCAAAGUAUUUAAUGAAAUCUUCGUCUGUUUAGUAUUAUUUCAUUAUUUCUGACUAUUCUGCUAAUUUCACGACUACUUAAAUUAAAUUGCACUUUAUUGCACUUGUUUUUUUACUGUCUUGCUUUUGUAUGGUAAUAAAUCAUUUGCGAGAGAAAUUGACUCGA